AAUUUAUUUAAUAUUAGUAAUAGUAAUGAUCUGUAUUAUUUAAACAAAUUCAUUGAUAAAGCAAAGUCAUUCAUGCUGUGCAACAUGCAGACUGUUUGUUCAAAUAAACAAAUAUUAUUUAACCACUUGUUCAAAAAUAACAAUAAUACAAGAAGUUCCUUCAAGAAUUGCAGAUUUAAUGGUUUUAUGAGUUCUAAAAAAGCUCACGAAGUUACAGUCCUUAACGAAAUUUCAUGUCUCUUAUAUGACACUGGGUAUGUUACCCAUUUUGUAGACAUAGGGGAUGGCAAAGGCUAUUUGAGCUCCCUUUUAGCCCUUAACAAUCAAAUUCAAGUUCUUGGAAUUGAUUCUUCACAUACUAAAACGCAAAGUUCGGUACACAGAACAAAUUUACUUGAAAGAAAAUGGAACGGCUUUAUUAAAGAUCAGACAAAAAGAAAAAUGCCAGAAAACAAGAAAAAGACACUUUAUAAACAAGUAACCCAUUUUGUUACAGAAAAUACGGAUUUUGAAAAACUUGUUCUGGAUAAUCUAUCAAGUGAUACUUCAAAAGUAGGUUUAUUGGGAUUGCAUACAUGUGGUAAUCUGGGAGCUUCCUCUAUUAAAAUAUUUAUUAAAAAUCCUAAGAUGUCAGCUCUCUGUAACGUAUCUUGUUGCUAUCAUUUUCUAACAGAGAACGAUGAAAAUAAUUUAGAGGAAUACUAUUUUCCUCUUAGUAAAUUUUUAAGCGAAAAGAACUUUAAGUUGGGGCGCAACGCUCGUAUGUUAGCUGCACAAUCUUUAGAAAGAAUUUUACACAAAUCAGAAGAGCCCAAUACGACAAACUUUUAUAGAGCAAUUUUACAAGUAUUUCUAAAAAAGCACAAUUUCAGACAUUUUAAUAUUGGGCGAAUAAAAAGUAAAUGUUGCAGUUUUGAGGAGUAUGCCAGAACAGCGCUUAAGAAAACUAAUUUAAAUAUUUCUGAUAAUGAACUACGUAGCAUGUAUGAACUAUAUGAAGGCGACCAAAAUGCUUUUAUUGCAUUUUAUUUAUUACGAUGUUAUUUAGCGCCAGCUAUUGAGAGUUUAAUAUUAUUAGACCGACUUAUGUAUUUAAAUGAAAACGGAAUUAAAGAGUCUUAUUUAGUGCAGCUGUUUGAUCCCAUUAUGUCCCCAAGGUGUUAUGGACUCGUUGCAUUGAAAAAAAUUGGUUGAAAUUUUAUAUAUGUACUGUAUGGUUUAUUUCAAAAUUAUAUUAAAGACAUUGUAAAAAUAAUUUAAUAAAUAAUGUAAUUAAUAAGAAACUCGGGUGAAAGUUCACUAUUAUUAGGGAAGCUAUAAGAGUUAUAAGUGGAGUCAGAAAUAAAGAAGUUUUUAUAAAAAUAAACUGGAAAUUUUCUGAAAGACAUCGUAUAUUUCAGUAUAAGCAAAACAAUGUGAAGUACUCUUCUUAUAUAUCAAAAAUAAAUCCACAAAGAGUUCUUAAGUACUAAAUAACCAACAGCUACGGUUUUAUGUACAAUGCAAUAAUAAUAAAGCGAACUAAGAAUAAUUUACAAGUUCCGACUGCAUUUAGAUAUCCGGUUAAUAAAAAUUAUAAUACGCUAAGUAUGCUCAUAAAAAACGAUAACAAAAUUUAUCAUUCACGUAAAGAUCGUUUAACGAUAGGCAGUUAUUUUUAGAGUGUUUUUUAAAUAUUCUGAUAAUCGGGAA
This is a messenger RNA of Agrilus planipennis (emerald ash borer), 1692 nucleotides long. RefSeq names its product methyltransferase-like protein 25. The coding region runs from base 73 to 1194 and encodes 373 amino acids. NCBI's taxonomy places the organism in Eukaryota, Metazoa, Arthropoda, Insecta, Coleoptera, Buprestidae. The record is from RefSeq and is a predicted model, not a curated record. The transcript has a single exon.